Molecule: messenger RNA, 6608 nt
Organism: Sebastes umbrosus (honeycomb rockfish)
Lineage: Eukaryota; Metazoa; Chordata; Actinopteri; Perciformes; Sebastidae
Gene: cpda
Product: carboxypeptidase D, a
Exons: 21
Coding region: 161-4276 (1371 amino acids)
Biological process (GO): proteolysis
Molecular function (GO): zinc ion binding; metallocarboxypeptidase activity
Source: RefSeq, a predicted model, not a curated record
GGAAGUAGAAGGAGAAACGGGCAGGAAACAGACGUCUGACAGCACAAACACACCGUCUGUCUGUCUGUCCGUCGCUGGGGAGACAAACUCUCCGGGCUCCGUGUGUUUUACUCUUUAACUUCAAAGUCUGAAUGGUGUAGAAGUAGAAGACAACGUCAACAUGGUUCACAUUUCGCAGCAUCUCUCUAAACUCCGGGUGUCACUUCUCUCCUUUCUCCUUGUUGUCUCCCAUGGCGACGCCAGCGUCAACGCGACGGAGGAGGAAACGGCAGAAACUCACAGUAAAUACUACAAUUAUGUGGCUUUAACGGGGCGUUUACAGUCCCUAGCUCAGAGAUACCCUCACAUAGCGAACCUGUCGAGUAUAGGUCAGUCUGUGGAGGGCAGGGAGCUCUGGGUGAUGCGGAUCACCAAGGACCCCCUCAGAGACGCUCCGGGGAAACCCAGGUUUAAAUACGUGGGCAACAUGCACGGAGACGAGACCGUGUCCAGGCAGGUGUUGGUCUACCUGGUGGAGCACCUGCUGAGUAAAUACGGAGAGGAACCGCGUGUUACUGAGCUGGUGGACACUACGGAUGUCCACAUCAUGCCCAGUAUGAACCCUGAUGGAUUUGAGAGGUCCAUAGAGGGAGACUGUGGAGGCAGCAACGGGGGGGGGAGGAAUAACGCCAAGAAUAUGGACCUCAACAGGAGCUUUCCUGACCAGUAUGAUGGCACCGCUGCCAAUCCAGAUAACAUCCCCGAGGUCAUGGCUGUGAUGAGAUGGAUACAGGAGAAAAAAUUCGUGCUCUCAGGGAACCUGCAUGGCGGCACUGUGGUUGCCAGUUACCCUUUUGAUGACUCAGCCUCCCACCAGCGGCAGGGUCACUACAGCCAGUCAGCGGACGACAGCCUGUUUCGCUACUUGGCCCUGGUGUAUUCCCAGAACAACCCUGUGAUGAAGACUGGUGUGCCCAACUGUCCAGAUGCCCAGGAAGAAACCUUUAAAGAUGGCAUCACCAAUGGGGCGCAGUGGUACGACGUGCCUGGAGGGAUGCAGGACUACAACUACCUGUAUGGAAACUGUCUGGAAAUCACCAUGGAGCUGAGCUGCUGCAAAUAUCCUCCUUCUUCUGAGCUCCUUAAGGAAUGGAAUCUGAACAGGGAAUCCCUAAUAGCCUACAUAGAAAAGGUCCAUAUAGGUGUUCAUGGCUAUGUGAAAGAGGCCAUCAGUGGCGCUGCCCUCUCCAAUGUCAGCAUUGUGGUGGCUAGCAUUCGCCACAACCUGAUCACUGACAAUUACGGGGAGUACUACCGCCUUCUACUUCCAGGAACAUACAGCAUCACAGCUGUGGCACCAGGGUACACACCAAUGACAGUCCCCAGUGUCCAGGUGGUGGAGGGCAAAGCCACAGAGCUUAACUUUACCUUGGCACCUGUGGUCAUUGAGUCUGCAGGCAGCACCACUGUGACUAAACCCUCCAUACCAUCCACCAGUGAUCCAAACCUCACCACCACCACCACGACCACCACUACCACCACCACCACCACCACCACCAACUCCUCUGACUCCACCCACACCCAGCUGGUUCCUUCUGAGGGAAACAACAACAGCCCUCCUUUACCUCCACCUGAAAAUCAGCCCAUCCAGCCUAAGGAGUUUCGUCACCACCAAUACGCAGACAUGGAGCUGUUUUUACGCAAGUACAGCAGCGAGUUCCCCUCUAUUACCCAUCUGUACACGAUCGGCAGCUCCGUGGAAGGCCGUGAGCUCUUUGUGAUGGUCAUCUCAGACAACCCCAAGGAACAUGAGCAUGGUGAGCCCGAGUUCAAGUAUAUAGCCAACAUGCACGGUAAUGAAGUGGUGGGCCGAGAGUUAAUGCUCAACCUCAUUGAGUACCUGUGCCAUAACUAUGGUACUGACCCCGAGGUCACUCAGUUGGUCAACAACACCCGCAUUCACAUCUUGCCUUCUAUGAACCCUGACGGCUUUGAGGUAGCCACUGAAGGUGAUGAAAAGGGCUACAGAGGGCGCAACAACAGCAACAAUUUUGACCUGAACCGCAACUUCCCGGACCAGUAUGUUAAUAUCACAGAGCCCAGACAGCCGGAGACUAUAGCUGUGAUGAACUGGCUGAAGAGCAUCCCCUUCGUCCUGUCAGCCAACCUCCACGGAGGCUCCUUGGUAGUCAACUACCCCUAUGACAGUGACAAAGAAGGGAUUUCUCUGUACAGCCAGUCACCUGAUGACAAAGUCUUUCAGCUGGUAUCUCGAGCCUACUCACAGGAGAAUCCUUUGAUGCACAAUGGACACCCUUGUGUGGACCUGUACCGGGAUGAAUAUUUUCAGGAUGGCAUCACCAAUGGUGCAAACUGGUACAUUCUUACCGGUGGCAUGCAGGACUGGAACUACUUGAACACCAACUGUUUUGAGGUGACCAUCGAGCUGGGCUGUACAAAGUACCCCAUGGCCAAGGACCUGCCAAAUUACUGGGAACAAAACCGACGAGCCUUGCUGCAGUUCAUACACCAGGUUCACACUGGAGUAAAAGGCACAGUCUCUGACAUCAGGGAUGGCACAGGAAUUCCCAAUGCCACCAUUAGUGUGCAGGAGAUAGACCACAACGUCACCACAGCUCGUAGUGGGGACUACUGGAGGCUGCUGGUCCCUGGGACUUACUCUAUCACCGCCUCUGCCCAUGGUUAUAAACCUUUGAGGACCUACGCCACAGUCUCAAAGGAUCGAGCAGAGGUGGUGGACUUCAGACUGACACGUGUAAACUCAGACCCUAGUGGCCAGUCUCCCACGGGCCCCCAGCCCACACAGAACCCAUCUGAGAAGGCGUUCCACAGCUUAAUCAAGAAGCUGUCUUUAGGCCAGGGUCUGGAGCAGCUAGUCAAGAGCACGAACACAGAGAGCAGCUUCCGCUACAGACGCUACAAAGAGCUCUCCGGCUUCGUGAGAGGCCUCACUCUCAACUUUCCCAAAAUUACAUCUUUACACAGUUUGGGCCAAAGUGUAGAGUUUCGAACCAUUUGGGCUCUGGAAAUCUCCAACAACCCAGAGGAAGCUGAACCGUCUAAGCCCAAGAUCCGCUUCGCAGCGGGGAUCCAUGGCAACGCCCCAGUGGGCACAGAGCUGCUGCUGGAGUUCGCUGCCUUCCUGUGUAUCAAUUACGGCAAGAACCCAGACAUCACCAGGCUGAUCAAUGAGACCCGAAUUGUCAUCGUGCCUUCUAUAAACCCAGACGGACGAGAACAGGCUGUUGAGAAGCAGUGCACCUCCACCCAGGGCUCGACCAAUACUCAUGGCAAAGAUCUGGACACAGAUUUCUUUGGUAAUGCGUCACAGCGUGUGGUGGAGGCCCAACCAGAGACCAGAGCCAUGAUGGACUUGAUUCUAGACAAGACCUACACUCUGUCUGUAGCCCUCGACGGAGGCUCCCUGGUUGCUACCUACCCUUACGACAAGCCUGUCCAGUCUGUUGAAAAUGAGGGCACAUUGAAGUACUUGGCGAGUGUUUAUGCCAACAACCACCCUAAGAUGCAUCUCGGGGACACUGGAUGUUCAAAUAAUGGGCCGAUGGGCAACAUCCCAGAUGGAGUUAUGAGGGCAGCAGAGAGACAAAGUCACAUGGGGAGCAUGAAGGACUUCAGCAUGGACUUUGGCCACUGUCCAGAGAUCACAGUGUAUAGUGGCUGCUGUUUGUUCCCUCCUGCUGAGCAGCUGGCCACACUCUGGGCGGAGAACAAGAAGGCUCUCCUCAGCAUGUUGGUGGAGGUCCAUAAAGGGGUGCGUGGCAUGGUGAGGGACAAGAGUGGAAAGCCUAUUGUCGGGGCGAUCAUUGUACUGAAUGGAGGAGUGAGGGUCUUCACUGCAGAGGGCGGCUACUUUCAUGCACUGCUGGCUCCUGGCAACCACAACAUUGAAGCCGUUGCUGAUGGCUACCAACAACAACGUCAAGAGGUGGUGGUGUCCUCCUAUGAAGCUGCUAGCUCCAUCAUCAUUGAGUUCGACAUGGACAACAGUAUCUUUGGCCUGCCCAGAGAGUUUGUGGUGGCCAGUGCAGCAGCCUCCAUGACGGCGUUGGUAGUGACGGCGUGCAUCAUCUGGUGCGUGUGCGCAGCCAAGUCCAAUCGUCAAAAAGAUGGCUUCCACCGCUUGCGACAGCACCGAGACGAGUACGACGACGAGAUCCGGCUCACCUCCAUGGGCUCUAAGAAGUCGCUGCUCGCCCACGAGUUUCAGGAUGAGAGCGAAAGUGACGAGGAGACACUGUACGCCAACAAAAUCUGAGAACCGUUGCACCUGUUUGGCUGUUGGCUCAAUAUUUUUUAUUUUGAUCUCCCCCUUAAAUUAAACCAACAACGAACAGGUUGAACUCCAGAUCUGUCUCUCUUAAUGACGAAGAGUGAUAAAGACAUUUUUGUUCUGUUAUACCAACAAGCUCCAAGGACUCAGUUAUUAGUGCUACUAAAGUAUUACUUUAAGAGCAUCCUGCUGGUGUCUGAACUGAAGGGCUUGCUCCAUCUCUACCUGACUAGAUCAGGAGGAAAAGACAAAGAGAAGGUGAUAAAGAGGGAGAGACAUAAAGGUUCGGUCCACUGUGGCCCUCAUCCGUCCUUUAUAGCAAGUUUUGCUCCACUGCUCUUUCAUUUCCGAGCCAUGCAAGAGUGCUUUUUUCGACCGCUGCCUGGCUGAGGGCAUCCAGCCGAUGAGUCCAGAUAAACUCUUGUUUAGCAUACGUGUAAUGAACUCUGGAUUGAAGUGCUUGAUUUCACACAAUCUCCCCACUGAUAUCAUGCAUUCUUUUCAGUACCGCUUCGAGCUAAUAAAUGAUAUGUUUCUUUUAUCCAAGAAAGCAUUGCCACACUGAAAAUGUCCGAGCCUUUUGGGAGACUGAAUCCAACACUGUGCCUUGGCUUCUGUAAAGUUUACAGUCCGGUCGGGCUGUAGUAUGCGACAGAAUGCAGCAACAUAGUGAGUAGAUAUUUGAUCCAUCCUAUACUCAGGUGGUAGGAAAAGAGAGCUGGUUUAAAGGACUACUGGAUUCCAGUGUUGCACUGUUUCUGCACAGGUGACUCCAGGCUGACCGGCCUGGGCUCAGUAGUUUUGUAUUUUUCCAGUUGAGUCAAUGUUGUGGCCAGAAUCAUCAUCAUCAUCAUCAUGGGAGCGAGCUUCUCAAGAGCUUUAAAGCAUCAGGGAGAAUAUGUUACCAAUGAAAUGCUUGAAGGAGACCCUUCCCAGUAAAUGCAGGGUGCUCUAACGUAUGCAUGGAGGUUCACUUGCACUGAAUGGAAGCAAGGAUUGUCCCAUAUCAUUGGCCAAGAAAAAACAGUGACUUUCUAAAUAUACAAUCAAAAAAAAAAAGAAUGUAUUUGUUGUUUUUUCCCUUUUUUUUUUUUUUAAUUGUAGGUUAAUUUCAAACUGUCUGUGCCCUGUUUUUGAUCAAGCAUGCGCAUUCUCACCAUGCCUCAUAAUAAGGAAUAUCAUUUAUGUUUUCAUUUGAUUGUGUUUGUGUUUAUUCCCCCACUAAAUAAUACUUUGGAGUGUAAAAGUCAUACUAGGUUUGUCCGUCCAUUAAGUAUCACUGUCUGCGAAUCAACGUCAGAGCCACCCAUGCUACAUGAUUUAAAGGUCCAGUGCAAAGAAAUGAAUAUUUUCCAACUUUCUUGUAAAACAACGGACAUAUAUAUAUAUAUAUAUAUAUAAUCCAUUAAACAGUGAGAUGUGGUUGAAAUCUGCAAGAAAGCUGUCAAACAAAAGUUUAAAGCUGCUCAGUACAUAACUACUAUUGUGUAAAUAUAAUAUAUAUUGUAAAGAUACUCCUUCAGCCAAUUGUCAGGAACACUGAAAAAGAGGCUACCAACAGAUUGCCUUAGUGACGUCAAAGAAAUGAUUAUGCCGUAAUUUGUCAUUUUUUCUUAUAUGUUAAAGAAGCUCAUUUACUCAUUUAUUUGCUCAGUUACAAUUGCAUGGGGUAUGUGGACAAAUCUAGGGAGCAGGUUUGUGUACAGAUAUGCAAGUAAGAAUUUAACUUUAAGCAUCUUCUAGCAAAUUAGGUGAACUGCCAAACCAAACUUGUGGUUUUCUUUACAUUAGAAAUCUGUGUAAUCAUUCUUAACUGAAUUAAAAUUGAUGCACUGGAUCAUUGAAAUCAGGUGGCUCUUAAAUUGGGAAUGCCAUGCAUGUUUUUCAUCACAUAUUUUGAAGGAAUACAUCCUUGUUCACUAAAAAAAUUGCCUUGAUUUCCAGGUAUGUUGAGAAGAGAUUCUUUCCUUCUCCUUUUAACAAAUGCAGCUGUCGUCAGUUAAGUUAAACCUGAUAUCUGUGCAGAGAGACAGUUUUGUAUUUCAUUUUUCUUUCUUAUACAAAGUCUGUGAAUGCGCGUGUAUGAAUUCUGAAAGUUGAGCCCGUGUCGGGGUCAUGCAGGAUUGGUACAGAGAUUUUAUAUGAACUGGAAUCAACUGUAAAUAAUGUUUGCCAAUUGUGAAUGGGAAAAUAAAUGCAAAUGUUAACCAUGAAUCUACACACAAAAAAAAACAUUUAAUAAAAACUGUGUGGUCGUGACCUGCUAACAUGCACAAAAACUCAUGGAACACAAUUCAAUAAAACACCUCACAACGUC